AUGGAUGUACACAAAAUUCUCCUUGGGCACUUGGACGAAUUGGAAUCUGAGGAGAUGAAAACUUUUACAUGGCAUUUGACUCAAGGUGUAAAAGACUUCAAAAUCGCUAAAAGUCGACUGGAGAAGAAAUCAAGGUGUGAAGUUUUGGAGUGCUUGAUUGAAUAUUAUCAUCCAGAUGGUGCUGCUCAAUUCACUCAGAUCAUCUUGGAAAAAAUGAAAAAGAACAAUCUUGCAAAACAACUGCAGGAGAAGCUUCAUGUCAAUGGUGCUGAGUUUGUGGAGAAGCACAGAACAGACUUGAUCAACAGAGUUUCUCUGGUGGAGCCCAUUGCAGAUGACCUGAAAGCUCUGAUUGGUGAUGAGAAAUAUGCAAUCAUCUUACAAUCAGAAACAUCCCAUAAGAAAAUGAGAAAGCUUCUGUCUUUCCUGACAACACCUACACUGAAAGAGAAACUUUACCAAAGCCUUUUAAAAAAUGAGCCCUACCUUGUAGAUGAUUUGGAAAAUUCUGCAUAA
Myxocyprinus asiaticus (Chinese sucker) is the source of this 516-nucleotide messenger RNA. RefSeq names its product PYD and CARD domain containing. The record is from RefSeq and is a predicted model, not a curated record. The transcript is spliced from 2 exons. Gene Ontology annotation, biological process: regulation of apoptotic process. Lineage: Eukaryota; Metazoa; Chordata; Actinopteri; Cypriniformes; Catostomidae. Bases 1 to 516 code for a protein of 171 amino acids.